CGGCGGCGCCAAUCAGAAUGUACCAAUUCACCGGUAUUUCCGGUGUGUCAGUUGGCAGGAAAGCAGAGUGUUGAAGUGUUUUAUUUGCUCGUUUGAGACGAUACAGAUAUUAUUUCAGUGCCGCCGUGAUGAAGAAGCAGGACAGUGAAGGGCCCGAGCAGCUGUGCGGGGGCAGUGGGGCUCAGCCCGGAGAAGGGGAAGGGGCGGCUCUGGAGCGCGCUGGCAGCCAGGAGUCUGCGGACAACCAGCAGCCUGACACUCCGCCUCCGGAGACGCAGGCCAAGAAUGGGGCGGUGUCCCGCGACGUGUCGGAGGAGCUGAGCCGGCAGCUGGAGGACAUCCUGAACACGUACUGCCAGGAGGACAGCGGGGAGGACGGGGCGCCGCCGGAGCCAGCAGAGGGCAGGAGCGAGUCGCCCCGCAAUGGCGAGCCCGACUUGGACUGCCUGGUGGUCAACGGCCUGGCGGAGAAGGAAGACGGCAAGACGGAGGAGCCCAAGCUCAACGGGGACGUCGCCGACAAAGACCAGAAGAAACCGCAGGAGAAGAAAAAGGUUAAGGGCCUCGGAAAGGAGAUCACGCUGCUGAUGCAGACCCUGAACACCCUCAGCACCCCAGAGGAGAAACUGGCUGCGCUCUGCAAGAAAUAUGCCGAGCUGCUGGAAGAACACAGGAACUCGCAGAAGCAGAUGAGAGCGCUGCAGAAGAAGCAAACCCAGCUGAUCCAGGAGAAGGACCACCUGAGGAACGAGCACAGCAAAGCCAUCCUGGCCCGCAGCAAGCUGGAGAGCCUGUGCCGGGAGCUGCAGAGGCACAACCGCACACUGAAGGAGGAUGGGAUGCAGCGCGCCCGCGUGGAGGAGGAGAAGAGGAAGGAGGUGACCUCGCACUUCCAGGUGACCCUGAACGACAUCCAGGUGCAGAUGGAGCAGCACAACGAGCGCAACGCCAGCCUGCGGCAGGAGAACAUGGAGCUGGCCGAGAAGCUGAAGAAGCUGAUCGAGCAGUACGAGCUGCGGGAGGAGCACAUCGACAAGGUGUUCAAGCACAAGGACCUGCAGCAGCAGCUGGUUGAUGCCAAACUGCAGCAAGCGCAGGAGCUCCUGAAGGAGUCCGAGGACAGGCAUCAGAGAGAGAAGGAUUUUCUUCUGAAAGAGGCAGUGGAGUCCCAGAGGAUGUGUGAACUGAUGAAGCAACAAGAGGUUCACCUUAAGCAACAGUUGUCACUGUACACUGAGAAAUUUGAAGAGUUCCAAAACACGCUCUCUAAAAGCAACGAAGUGUUCACAACAUUUAAGCAAGAGAUGGAAAAGAUGACGAAGAAGAUAAAGAAGCUGGAGAAAGAGACCACCAUGUACCGCUCCAGAUGGGAGAGCAGCAACAAGGCCCUGCUGGAGAUGGCUGAGGAGAAAACUCUGCGGGACAAAGAGUUCGAGAGCCUGCAGGUGAAAGUGCAGCGCCUGGAGAAGCUGUGCCGAGCCCUGCAGAUCGAGCGCAAUGAGCUGAGCAGGAAGGUGCAGAGCCUGAGCCAGCAGGGGGAGGCGCCCGCGCCGGCGGCGGACUGCGACGAAGGUAGCGGAGACUUCCCGGACAUCCCUGACCCAGGGACUCCUCCAGACCGCGCGCAGGCCUGCUCCGAUCCCUGUCAGUGCACUGCAGACACAGCCGUGGAGUCAAACGCACAGGCCUCCCAGGCAUAGCCCCACACUGCUGCACUCUCGGGUUUCCCACUGAACGCAUUUCCUGGUCUAGUAUUUGUGCAAUUUUGUUUUGGGUGAUACUAAUCUUUGAGGCUCGUACCUUAUCUGGCCAGGAAAGAUUAUUCCUUCACAAAAGAUCUUACUAUUAUUUUUUAUAUAUAUAGUGCAUACUGUAUACACACAUUCCUUGCAGACACAAACAUUGGGUGACAAUGCUGCCUUUGUAAAAAAAAAAAACAUGGAGCAUAGCAUUUAACACGCCUUUGCAGUGAGGUUUUCCAUCACGUUCCUGUUGCUCCAGCGCUAACGUUUUCCCCUUAUUAGGAACAGAAUGCCUUCCUGCUCCAAAUGCAUCUCUUCAUGGUCUUUGUCAUUUUAGUUUAAGCAAAUCUUGGGCUUCAGCAAAGUGUUCUCAGAUACCUGACGACAUUAGCUCAGCACGCCAGCUGAAGGCACCCUGAGUGCUACAGUCAGAACUAUAAAUCUUCUGCCUUAAUGUGUUUCCUCAAAGGUGCAUGGUGUGGUUUGGGGUUUAAUGGAAGUUUUUCUUUUUUACAAAGAAUCACAGAUAUCUCUGGGGCAGGACCCAUAACCUCGAUAAGUCAGGGUUCUUGAGGGACUUCAACAGUUCUUGAAACUCGGUGAGGAUUUUCAGAUUCAGGGAACUAUCAGCAUAUCAUUGAAACGUGUGAAAUAAUAUCACAGACUUUAAAAAGACCAUUCUGUUUUUUACUUUUUGUUUUUAAAAACACUUAGGUUUUUCAUAUAAUCAGCCCCGCAGAGCUCCUGGCCCUGGGCUUCAGCUGUGUUUUCAGAAUGUCCCCUUUCGUAAGACUAGUUUUACUUCUGGAACAACACUGCAGUCGCAUUCAUGAAGAUCUCGUGGGGAUUAUCCUUAUUAAUAUUAUUUAUAUGAUUUCAGUAGAGUUUUGGAAUAUGUAUUACUACCUUUAAAAUUGUGGUAUACUUUUUGGUGUACUCCCACUACUGUUUCAGAAGAACAUUAGCAACAUUCCAGAGUAGCAAGACAGAAUAGAAACUAAUUUUUAUAGUUCAAAUAAAGAGUUUAAAGCUUUUAGGAAAAACUCCUGCAGGAAGAAGCAGUGAAACUAUUAGGUUUAACAAGUUCACAAUUCCAGUGUUUUUAACUGACUUGCUCUAAAUGGUUCUAUGGGGCUUUGGGGGAGUCACAGAUGCUUGUGAAUGACAGUAACUAACUAUCACUGCUCAGGCCACUUCUUGAAUGUUCAUUGGCUAAUCUUGAAUGUGGAACUCCUUGUUUUUAAUCAUUUUCCUUGAUUGCAGAAAAUGUUAACAAGGUGUGCCAGGAAGGAGAAUUGUUAACCUUUGGUUAUAUCGUUUUCAUGCCAUGCUGACCCAAGCAGAUAGCUAAUAAGAUCUGCCCCUGCUAAUCUUUACCUUUUCUCAAAUUUUGUACUCUUUUUGUUAAGACUCACGUUUCAGGUUGGACACAAUAAAAAGGAAGAGAAACACA
Messenger RNA from Lepisosteus oculatus (spotted gar), 3195 nucleotides. RefSeq names its product taxilin alpha (gene txlna). Gene Ontology annotation, molecular function: syntaxin binding. The record is from RefSeq and is a predicted model, not a curated record. NCBI's taxonomy places the organism in Eukaryota, Metazoa, Chordata, Actinopteri, Semionotiformes, Lepisosteidae.